AACCUCGCUUUAAAAUGGCGGCAUUCAGUAUACACCCCUGCUAAAGGCUCUCCCGGCACCGGGGCCACCUCGCGCAGCGCUGCUUUUGCUUCUGCCGCUAACACAUGGCAUGUGCCGCUGUCGCUGCCGCUGCCCCUACUGCUGCCGCUGAGAGCAGGGCCCCUUAGCCUCUGGGUUUGCGCUAGCAGCAUAAGGUUCUGAAAAGUGCCUUUUCUGAAAACUCUGCUGCUUGGAUUCUACUCUAGAGCUGUCUCUUUACCAACCCCUCUCCCUGCCACACCCUUCCCCGCUCCCUGCCUCCUACAAAACCUGGCGUGCUUGUAGUUCACUUGUCAGCAACUUGUCCAUUUUUUUUUUCUGUGAUUCGCAGUUUUCUUAGUCAUUUUCUCGCCCCUCGAUUUUGCAGCAAAGCUGGUUUUCGGGUUGUAACAUCUUCCCCAGUCUUACUCUUUAGAACUAAGAAAUAGGGAGAAAAACUGUUCUCUCCCUGAUCUGAGACCCUUGCACAAAUUGAAGGGCAGCAAGCAGCAUAUGCUUUUUAUAAGAAUAAUUGAAAACAUCAACUAGACAGCACAGAAUUCUUUUGAAAGCCUGCCAGUUUUUUGAGGCAAAUUCAGCAAAGGAACAAAAUAAACCAUUCACUAUCUAUAAGCUUUACAGUUGCCUUCUUAGGAGUUGGUCUCUAAUUUGAUUUUUAGUUAUUCUGAUACAACUUUGAUUUUAUGAGUGACUUUUUAUUUGACUAGAUCAGAUUUGACUUAAAUGGAAACCUAAGUGCUAACAAAUAGACAUUCUGCCAAAGCAACUUGGUGUCUUUCACAUUUACCCCUAAUUCAUUUUUAGUCCUUUAACAAUCCAUAGUGAUAUUCUCCUAAAGAGGGUGCACUUGAUUAUAAUUUUGCUUUCAAUAUGACUGCUGUCAAUGUUGCCCUGAUUCGUGAUACCAAGUGGCUGACUUUAGAAGUCUGCAGAGAAUUUCAGAGAGGAACUUGCUCUCGACCUGAUGCAGAUUGCAAGUUUGCCCAUCCACCAAGAGUUUGCCAUGUGGAAAAUGGUCGUGUGGUAGCCUGUUUUGAUUCUCUAAAGGGUCGGUGUACUCGCGAGAAUUGCAAGUACCUUCACCCUCCUCCACACUUAAAAACGCAGCUGGAGAUUAAUGGACGUAACAAUCUGAUUCAACAGAAGACUGCAGCAGCCAUGUUCGCCCAGCAGAUGCAGCUUAUGCUCCAAAAUGCUCAGAUGUCAUCACUUGCUUCUUUUCCUGUGAAUCCGUCCAUUGCGGCUAAUCCUGCCAUGGCUUUCAAUCCUUAUGUACCUCAUCCUGGGAUGGGCCUAGUUCCUGCAGAACUUUUACCAAAUACGCCUGUUCUGAUUUCUGGGAAUCCACCUCUCGCUUUGCCAGGAGUUGCUGGUCCAAAACUGAUGCGUUCGGAUAAACUGGAGGUUUGCCGUGAAUUUCAGCGUGGGAAUUGUACCCGGGGGGAGAACGAUUGCCGCUAUGCUCACCCUACAGAUGUUUCCAUGAUUGAAGUGAGCGAUAAUACUGUGACAAUCUGCAUGGAUUACAUCAAAGGUCGAUGCUCCCGGGAGAAAUGCAAGUACUUUCAUCCUCCCGCACACUUGCAAGCCAAACUCAAGGCAGCUCAUCACCAGAUGAACCACUCGGCUGCCACGGCGAUGGUAAGAGCAGACCAGCAGUUGCAGCCUCUCCAUUUUGGGGCCCUGCAGCCUGGUGCACUUCAACUGAUACCAAAGAGAACGGCCAUUGAAAAGCCCAACGGUGCCACCCCGGUCUUUAAUCCAAAUGUUUUCCACUGCCAACAGACUCUGGCUAACAUGCAGCUCCCACAGCCGGCAUUUAUCCCAACAGGGCCAAUACUGUGCAUGGCACCCGCUUCAAGUUUUGUGCCCAUGAUGCACGGUGCUACACCUACCGCUGUGUCUGCCGCAACAACACCUGCAACCAGCGUUCCCUACGCUGCAACAACUACAGGCAAUCAGUCGAAAUUCUGAACAGCAGAGUCACGGAGUACCGGAAUCUCUCCAUGAGAACCUCCAUAUGGCCUUUCUAUAUGUAUUCUCAAAUGUCCUCUUCUACCAACACAACAAUAAGCAUGGUGCAGUCAAUAUAUUAAGCAGAGAAAAUGUACCAGCCAACAAAUUUGAAUAAAAAACGAAGCAUUAAAAAUCAGCGAAGAUGGUAAAACAAGACCCAUAUAGAAAGCUAAUAACUACUGCCCAUCUUGUUUGAAUUAUCAGGUAGAAUAUGACCAUAAAAUUUGUGAUUUUCCAAUAACCAGUAUGCUAAAUUAAUUUCCACACUGUACUGUUGGCUUACUCUACAUUCUUGGUGGAUAAAUGUUUAUCUGUUUUUGAAGUGUUACCUUACUAUUGUGUUUACAGGAUAGUCUAUUGGGUUGAUUUAGAAUGUAACAAAUAUGUCCAGUACCAUCUUCCCCAUCGUUGUGUUGUACUGGUUUGGGUUGAAUUUAGUCUUAUAUACUACAGUGUUUUGCUGUAUGUGUGUGGUGUUUGGUAAAAAUUAAAAUGUUACUAGUGGGGAACAGAAGUAUAUGUGCUUGAAAACAUGACAGGAUUAUGUUAAUAUGCUCUCUUUAGAAUCUUUCUGUAGGUUUCUAGAGGCAGAUAUGUAAAAGGCCUCACUUUUGAGUGUGCACAAAACCUGGUCAUAAACAUGCAUGUAUAUAAUUUGUACCUGUAGAUCUGACCCUGCAUAAUUCAGUAAGCUUGCUAGAUUUUUUUGUGAGAGAGAAAUAAUUACCACCCAAAGUAAGGAACUUCUUCAAACAUGAACUCCUAAUACACUCCUCUUAAAUGGCUUAAAAAUGGAGAAUUUUUCCUUUUAAUGAAGUUCUCAGCAUUUAUACUAAAAAUGAUAUAAAGUACCCAUUACAUUUUUUUUGUAUCUCAAGAAAUCCUGUCUCCUAGGUUGAGUGUCUAAAAUUGAGCCAUUUGUCAUCUUCAGCUGAGAAACUGGUACUUGGGAGCUUAAAGGUAUGCUAAUUGCAGGUUAUAAAUCAAACAGAAAGAUGGGGGCGUGGAGAUAGUUUUUACAUACUGGCAGAAAGUGUGUAAAACCAUUGCAAUGUAACCUUUUACACAAGUGCCAUUUCCAAAUGCAAAUGGCUCAUGCUCUUUAGACUACUCUUUGAAUAAUAAGUAAGAUGCAAUCUAGCAAAAGUCAGUCAGGGUGAAAGAGAAUUGGUUCCAAAUGAGGCCUUUCCUCCCCAAAUGGACAAUCUUCUCUAUUGAUCACAGAGGGAGCCUGAGUACAGGUUCAGAGAAAUUGUAGGGAUGGGGGCAGGGAGACAUUUAAAAUUACUCUUUGGUUUAUGCAAAAGAACUUGAAAAGGUGUCCACAAUUGUCUUUAGCUUAAGUUUAACUGAAUUUCCAAUGCUGUUUAACAUUUUAGUGAAGGAGCCAGCACCCAUGACACGUGACAAGUGUUUCCCUGGCCAGAUUUUAACAUCAGAAUCCUUUGCAUCAUAAAGCUUUUUUAUUGUUUGGACUCAUUAACCUUUUUAUAUGUUCAUAGAGAGAUAUUAGCACACUUUGAUUAAUAUAGAGAGGCUAUAUUCCACAGAGAUGAGCUGAAUUUUCAUUACUAAUACUUAUAAAAUAGUUGCACACAGUAAAAAUAGAAAUUAAUCCAUUCCUGUGGUAUAUACAUAGCAUACCUCCUCCAUUCUACUGAAUUAUUAACAUUACUCUUACACAGUGGUAGAAACGUGAUAUUUUACACAAAUUAGAUUUAAUAUUUUCUACUAAAUAUAUAUUCUCCCAUGGGAAAGUAUAAAAACAUAAAAUAUAUAUGUUGUUUUUCUCCUUCAUGAAAAUGACAAUCAAAGAAAAAAUCUGAUUUAGGAUAUCAAAAGCCAGCUGGUAGGUUUGAAUUGUAGAACAAUAGAGUUGGCAAAGAUUUUUCACAGUUGAUCAAACUAAGACCCAGAGCAGGUAACUUGCUCAGGGGUACCCAACCAACUGUAGGACUCAGAACUACCAGUUGUUCCUUCUCCUCACAUUUUGCUUCAGAACAUUUCAGACUCCAUAGGCAAAGCCUGAGCAAAGCAGUUUGGCUCACAAUACAAAAGAACAAAAUUAUCCCAGGUAGUUUGUAUCCCGUUGAUCUUAACUAUCAAUCCAAAUCCUGGUCAACAGUGAUUUCUAGUCAGUCUUGCUUGUAUUGAGCCACUGUUAUCUGUUAACAGUGUUACCUGGAGUAAGAGAUCAAGAGUUGUCCUAACUUUUCCCAGUGGACUCUUUGAACCACUUAAUUUGUUUCCUAAAAUCUUAACACUGCUAGAAAAGAAAGUAGAGUAUGCCUUUUUGAAAUGUCUUUUGUAUACAACUGAAUUUUGUAUAAUCUGUGCCAGUGCCUCUCCAGAAUGGCAGAUCUGAUCACAUAAAUCCAGGAAGGAAGCACCUGAGCUGAUCAGUGGAGAUGAAAUUUUUGUGCAGAAUGAACUUUUAUGGAGUUUGACAUUUUGAUGCAACAUACUAUCUCAUUGAACUUUUUAAACUUGUGGUGUGAUGUACAGAGACAACAAACCUAGAGUUCAGCUGUUUUCCUAUUGCUUUAAGCACUAGAAGACAUUAAAAAUGGCUUAUUUGUAGUAAGAGAUUCAUGGGGGAUAUCCAUGAUAGUUGUAUUUUGGAGCCACAAUUUUCUAUACUGUUGGCAUUUUUAAAGUUGUUAUGUAAAUGAAUUUAAAGAAAGAAAACUCAAAGCCCUAAAGUUUUGAUCAAAUUCAACAGAGUUUUGAGAGAAAUGAAAUUUUAAGAUAGUACUCUUUAAGCUAGUUGUGCAAUGACUUAUUAAGAUUAUCUUUUUUUUCAAGAGAAAACAAGACCAAUAAGUCAUUAGACUAUAAAUUUCAAGUUAUAAAGACAAGUCACAAAAUCAGUGACUGUAAGCAAAAAUUUACUGAAUGAAUUGUAUAUAUGAAAUUCUAAUCACUUGUGAUUCUUAGUUAAAAGUUUAUAAUCUUUGUAGUUUACAAGGGCCUCUAUUUUUAUUUAUCCAAAAUUACGGGUUUUGUCCAUUUUUCUCAGCCUUUUGCAGAACUAUGCAAGAGUGCUGAAACUUGGAUGAAAUGGGUCAUCCAUACAGAAAAAAGUAAUCUAAAAAUACCUUUUAAGAGGGUUUUAGUAGUUUCAAUUUUUACCAAAAGCACUAUGUGACCAUAGCAUAAGUAUAUUUUAAAGAGGGAUUAAGAUGAAAUAAAAUAAUGGAUUCAUAAAAUUGCUAUUUAAAUACAGUAUUUACUUUUGCAAUGAGAGCAUGAUUCCAUUCCCAGCUGUUGCAUUUCAUUUCACAUUUCUAGAUUAGUCUUUACUUUGUAGUUAAUCAUGAAAGCCAUCUUCUCCCAACUCCAUCCAUUUCUGAACAUGCUAAAGCACUUUGAUCUUGCCAUGAGUGUUGUCCUACAGCACUGGCUGUGUUCACUAAUGGGAGCCCUUAGCUCACCUGCUCUCCAACUUGGGAAAAUGCCAGUACCUUCUCCCUGCCAUCAGCAGGAACCAACUGAAAUUAGCCUUUACAGCCUGAAUCACUUUUUAAUGCCAUGACCAGUGAGCAUAAUGAUGAUGUCUGAAUAAGGAACCAGAUUUACAAUUGCAUUUAAUGAAAUAAGAGAGAAGGUUCAUGUGCUACUUGUAAAGUUAUUUGGUUCUUUUUCCCCCUCUUUGGAGAGUGUCGAUGAGGAUGCUCUCAGGUAAAGUGCAACCACAAGUUUCUUGAGUUCUUUUAGUCUGUAGAGUAGGCUGUGGCACUCAGAAUGAUUAGAAACUGGAGUCUUAAUUCUUUUCAUCUCUCAUACAUUGAAAUAAAUACAAGUAAAAUUUAGGCAGGAAAUUUGAUUUCCCAAUUUGAUUAAUAGAUUUAGUAACAUAGUGGCCUAGUUUAACAAGUACCUGUUGAAGGCAAUAGAAUAAGUAGAAUUUAAAAAAUAUAACUUUUUUUAGAAAAUGUAGUUGCUAGUCUAAUCAACCUGUAAAUACAUAACUACAAAUAUAGGUUUCUGAGCACCAUCACUAAUUGGUGCCGUGCUUUCAUUUUUUUAUUGUUAGCUUUUAAGAUUCUUAUUUUAUUACUUUUUGUAUCUCUAAGUAACUGAUGGAUUUAAUUUUGAAGGAGAGUUAGGGAAAGUGUAAGUUUUUACUACAUAUAUUCAUUCCAUCUGGAUAAGUUCUAAACUGACAUUGAAGCAUGGCAAAUGUAGAUUACAGUCCAUAACAACUCUCUACAGUUCACAGUUUAAGAACAAAUUUACCUUUAUACAAAAAGAAUAAUUAUUAACUAAUUAUAUUUAGUCGUUGCGUUGGCAACAAAACUACAACAUGGCUACCUUUAGACGUUGUAUGUGUGUGUGUGAAAUUUUUAUUUGUAAACUAUACAUGGUUUGUGACAGUAUGAGCAUGUCGAAGCUACAGCUCAAAACUCAGAAAACAGAUAUGGUUGAAUUUUUUUUUAAAUCCCUAAGUCUCAUGUGAAAGCUGAAUUUGUGACCUUGUGUGACUUUUGGGUCAAAAAGUUUACAACACAUGGAUUUUAGAGUCAAGCUUUAUAGUUUAUACAAUUUGUUGUGUGGAUUGGGUUAUUCCUCAGUAUUUUGACAUCAAAACAUAAUUGUUGAAUAUAUAAAAUAUUACCUGACUCUUUUUUAUAACUAAAAUUAUCCUAGUCAUGUAACAUCUGUAGCUGCAAAAUUUCUGUUUUACGUAUACAAUUACAUGAGGAUUAGAGGAUGACUAAAAUAUAUUUUGAAAUCAAUUCAUAUUUGCAAAACCAUACAUAAAGAUACUGUGGAAUGACCCCUUGACAGUGUUUAAGAGACAUAUGCUGCCGUUACCUGAUUGUCUCAGUUAGGGUGCGGAUGUGUGAGACACACCUUUUUUGCACUUAUGUACAUAGUUCAUGAAAGCAAUCCUUGGAGCUUUUUUUUUUAACGUAAGAAGUCUGUGAUGAUAGUGGAAACAUUAGUAAGAAAGAGUUAUUUCUAAGGCCUUGAGAAGGAGGAUUUUUUGCUUUGCUGUUGUGGAUGCUUUUCUAGUUUGCUACAGCUCACUAUAAGAAAAGGCUGGUAACAGAGAAAAGGUCAACUUUAGCUAACAGCACUAAACAAGAGCAAAAGUAUUUCUUUCAGCAAGACAACUAGCAAUGAUUGUUUGCUUUGUGAAUUAACCCCCACUGGAAACACACACACACACACACACACGCACACGCACAUGCACACACACACACACCAAGUGGGUGUCUAGAAGGAAUUUACUUUUUUAAUGAUUGCAAGCAGUUAAAUAUACUUUAAAGUUACAAAAUAGUUAUUCUCAUUAUGUUAAAAUCAGAUUUCAUCUUUCCCAGAUAAUUAUUGCUAUAUGCAUCAGUUAAUAUGUAUGCCAACUAAUGUGUAUUCCAGGAAUAGUCAAAUUGUUACUGUUGACCUCUAUUCCUCCUUUAAGAUUCAGGCCCCCAAACAAAUAGGCAGUCAAAAGAGCUUACUUAACAGUUAAGUGUGACCAGUAUAGGGCAGUUGAUCACCUUCAACAAAGGAAAACAAGCUUCUGACACAACUUUGGAAAUAACUUUAUUUACAUUAUACCUGCUCAGUGGAAGCUAUUUUCUGACCUGAUUUUACUAGAUUACAGAGUAAUUGAUGUGCCACUGCAGCCUCCCAAUAUUUUGUUUUAACUAAGAAGAGAACUAGCCAAAAUCUUCCAUAGCAUAGGAGCUGAAAGAGAAUGUUUCAAUCUGAUCAUUUCUGCCAGUUUUAUCUCCACACCAAUUGCAAAUAGACAUGGAACUUUCUUAUCCUGCCCAGGAAAUGAGACAGGAAAUGUUGAGGUUAGAUAGGUUAAGGGAAAGAUCACUCUAGGUCUUUUAAGUCCUUCACAAAUUGGGACAUGUAGCUCUUGUUCUCAAGAAGCCCAUCCUGGGUUUAAGAGAGCUGCAACUGGGGCAUAGCAGCCCAUUUUUCUAGUUCUUACAGGAUAGAAAAUAGAGCUAGGGAUGUGGCUCAGUGGUAGAGUACUUGCCUAAUAUGCGCAAGGCCCUGGGUUCAAUCCCCAGCACACACACACAAACAAACAAACAAACAAAACAGAGAGAGAGAAAAAUAAGCCAAAGUCAGAAAGCAAUCCAAGCCUUAUAGUUGUCAAAUAGCUCAGGGCCAGCUGGUUAGAAAUUUCUUUUUUUUUUCUUUUUACUUCCUCAUUUCAUAAGCACUUAAGAGUCCGUCAUAUAACCAUACAACUAACAGCCUGACAAUCUAACCACCAUUUCCAUUGAUGUAAAAUGUUAGCAUUCAUUCAUUCUAUAGUUAAGAAUUCACCAACAUAAUUUCCCAAUUUAACCUGUAUCCUUGUUUUGACAUAUCCUUGUGAAUAUAUAAGCCACAAGAAUAUAUUUUCAUAAGGUCAAGAGAGAAAUGAGUUUUUUUGUGGUUUAGUUUAUUUUAUUGCCAUGCUGAGGAUUGAAUCCACGGCCUCAUGCAUGUUAGGCAAGUGCUCUUACCACUGAGCCACAUCCCAGCCUGAACUCUGAGAUUUUAAGUCAGGAAAAAUCAUCCAUAAAAUAGCAAGAAUAGUCCUAGAAGCAUAGCAGGAGAUAUUCAAUAAAUUUACAACAUGGUGUGCCUGCUGACAGCAUCUGGGUUGCAUUCUUUGGAGCUUAAACACAGUGGCUGUCUUUAAGUAAAACAAAUUAGGAAACGAAGUAUAACAAAUGCAUGAGAGACCCAAAAAUAACCUCAGCUAGGAUUCAGUUUGACUAAUUCAGUAUCCAGUCCCUUUACUUGUCCAUGCCUAUAAGGAAAUUACUCAUUAAUACUCAAAAACUCAAUUAUUCCAGAGAAAAUUUAUUUUUAUAUAGAACCCAUCCUCAAUUAUGGUUUACUUAAAAGGAAAAAAAAAUGUAUUACUGUGAAAUAAGUUACCACUCUGCAGAUACUGUAAACAUUCCUCACUAGUCAUCUUCUAUAUCAUGUUACUUAAAAAAAAAAAAAUACCUCUGUAACAACACCGAAAAGUAACCUGACUAUUAAGUAGGCAUUUUUUCUCUCCUAAACGCAUAACCUGAAGAUUUAUCUAUCUUAGAACUGCAUGAUUCCAAAGCUUAAGUCUAUAUACAGAUGCUAUUUGUUAGUAAUGGAAAGCAAAUUAUUUUAUUGUUGUCUUUUGUGUCUAGCAGUUGAGGGAGUGAUGUGAACAUCAUUUAUUCUGAGGAUGACCUUCCCAAAAUAAAUUUCCUUUUAUUGUUAUCAUUGCCACUUUAGUUACUAGAAAGUGAAUAAUUUGUUUCCAUGCUCCCAAUUACAUUCAUUUAAAAUUAAGGAUUUUUUUGUUUUUUAUUUUUGAGAUAGAGUCUGGCUACAUUGCCCCAGGUUGACCUCAGAUUCCUGGGUUCAAGAAAUCCUCCCAUCUUGGCCUCUUGAGUAGAUGGGACAUGUGUGCCACCAUGCCCAGCUAUAAAUUAGAUUUUUUUUUUAAAAAAGAUCCUAAAUAUACUCUUUUUUAAAAGGCUGAUUUUAUGCAUUUAUAAAACUCUCUGGAAUAUAGACAAUGAAAACAUAUAUUGGGAGCAGAAAAAUGGUAACUUGAAAAUACGUAUAUUAAGAAAACUAUUAACCCUGUGCAACAAUUAUAGUUUCUAAUAAUGAUCAGAAUAUUUUAUUAAUAAAAACCAUUCCCAUGAUGUUUUGUCUCUAAAAUGCAAUAGCUCAUUCCCUCAACGGCAGAUGCUUUGACUUUUUUUUUUUUUUUUGCAAGUUAUAGUGCUGUAGUGCUUGUUUGUGUUUAGAAGUAUACAUUAUGCAACUCAUUUUAGUAUGCUACUUUUAUGUCAUUUUUUGUUCUUUUAAUAAAGUAUGUAAAUUCUUUGGUUAUGUCUUUUUUUAUGAAUCCAUAUUCACACAUUGAGUUCACUUCAAAGCUAUUCAUGUUCUAAUAUAUCAAUCCCAAUAUUUAGUAAUUCUAAUAUAAAAUUUAAAUUUGUGAUUUGGCUCAACAUUAUAUUUCAUACAUAUAGUAAAUUUGUUUCCAAAUACCUACCAGUAUUUUGAAUUAUGUAGAUAAUACAGCCAUUGUGUUAGAUUAUGAUUCCUAUAAGAAUGAAAUUAUUAACACAAGAAAAACAUAUAUUUUAAUAAAAGAAAAGUAAGAAUUUUGAGAUCAUGCUCACUGAUUUCCAUUGUGCCUCAGAAAUCCUGAGGAAUGUUUUAAGAUACAUUAUUAGAAGUUUGUAUGUGCCAGUUAUUCAUUUCCAUUCUGCAUCUUCUGUGUAACAAAUGAAACCAAUGUUGUUCACUUCGUCCUUCUCAAGGUGGGCAUCAAUGGUUUCAUGACAAUGAGAUGCAUGAAUUGUUCCAUUAAGGGGUUUUCUGUCACUUAAAAUUGGUUAUCUCCAAUAAAUGGCACAGAAAGAUAACCAUUUUUAUUCUUUAACAAAACAAAUGUAACUCGAUAAUACUUUAGUCUGUUCAAUUUCUAAAUGCUUCAAAAAACACUAAUCAGGAACUCCUCUGCAUUGAACCCUCUCCUGGAGUCUGGCUAGUAGAAAAUUGAAGUCAAGGGAGUUUGGAUGAGAGGUUGUGAUAAAGUAUUAUUGACCCAUCUAUUACAGCGACAAGGGCCAGAGAGGAGGCUCUGUCCUUAUCCAGCAUCAGCUGUACCAUAUAGAUCCCUCUUGCUCUUUGUUCCCUACUUUACUAUUUCUAAUAUGGUUCCACUUUGGCCUUUCUUGAUAAGCCAACUUUAAGUCCUCCUUUGGUGUGUCACAUGUGUUUCUGUUAGUCUGAUAAUCCCAGCACUAAAACCAGUUCAGUAUACAGACAUUUACAAGAGGUCUUUGGCCUCCUCAGAAUUCAGUUUAUGUCUUUCUCUUUGAAGCUGCUAGAUGGGUAUGAAUUCAGGGCAGGCAUUCCCAACCAUUGUCAAAAUGGGAACUGAGUUUCUAUUGGUUAGGGGAAAGUUGACCCACAGAUAAAACCUGAAGUAAACCAAGUUUGUCUUGGGUAUGUUUCAUUGUUCUUUCACAACACCCUUCAAAGGCCCUCCCUUCCUCAUUCCUGAUGGUGGUCUCUAGCUCUCUAAAAGCCCUGUGGUAGCAACUUCUCAGGCCUGCCUUCUUAGUAGACCUGGAAUUUUUCCCUUCAGAACUUUCCUGUUGGGCAUCUCGGGCUAUGGAAAGCAGCUCAUAGCUGAGAUCUAAGGAAAAAAAUCAUACUCUGGUGUAAUAGAAUGGCAGUGCUUCAUGUGCUGCCCCUCCUGAGUGUCUGUAUUAAAAAGGCAAGACUCUCCAGUGGCACAGUAUUGAAUAUCAGAUGGCCACAUGCAUGGAUAAAUGAGAUGUUUUACUGAAGCAAACCUCUAGGCGUUGAAUCUCAGAAUUUAGGAGCAGCAUCAAAUUCCUAUUGACCAAUAGAGCAGUCAUUUACCACUUCAGAAAGGCCAAAAAGUGAAGACCCUUGUAAUAUCUUAAUUAUCAGGAAAAUUCUGAUAUAAUAAUGAACCCCCAAAAUAUUGCCUAGACUGUGAACAUCUCAAAGUUCCACAGGUAGAAUCUAUGCACACGACCAGCAUCUGUACAGAGCAUGACAUAGAGACAGGCCUAAUACAUGAUUUUGUUUCUGGAGUGAUUUAAUGCCUAUACAUGUUAAUAUAUAGGCAUGUGUGUUAACAGGUGAACACACAUACUCUGAUGUUUUUUAACUUGGCUCUUUCCUGUACUAGAAAUCCCCAUUUAAUUGAGCCCUCACAGAUUUUCCUUAGUAACUUAUACUUCUUCCUUAGUAGGGCAGUGAAUAUCUGGGGAACAAAAGCAAACGGCUGCAAACAAAGUACUUUAGAUAGAAGGGGCAGCUACUAGGACAUAGGAUAAGGUUUGUGAGAAGUACAGAAAGUCUAAUUCUCAUCUGUAGAGACAUGCCCAAAGCAAAAGCUCAGAAUUCUGAAGUGGAUACAGAAGUCAAUAUAAAAAGGAAGUUCUAUACUGGGAGAGGUGGUGCACAUCUGUAAUCCCAGCAACUCUGGAGGCUGAGGCAGGAGGAUCACAAGUUCAAAGCCAGCCUUAGGGUAUUAGAAAUGCCCUAAGCAACUCAGUGAGACCCUGUCUGUAAACAAAAUAUUUAAAAAGGGCUGGGUAUAUGAUUCAGUGGUAGUGCCCCUGAAUUCAAUCCCUGGUAACAAAAAAAAAAAAAAAAAUUCUAGCACUUUUGUGUUGUGCAUGGGAACAGCACAGUGCAGAGGCAGGCAGAGUUUCCAGUACAAAGUACAGCAGACACAUACAAAAUGACAGGUUUUCCUGAUGAGAGAUAUGGAGAUGUCUCCCUGUAAGUGAUACAGUGCACUGUCUGUGUGCAAAUGCAAAGAGAGACAGAGGUGAAAUAUCAUGGAGUAACAGUGGAUGAAUAGCAGAGACAGCAUCUGCUAAAGCAGAGAGCCUGUUCAUUGAAAACUGGACUUAAAGGAAUCUGAGGAGUGUCUAUAAUUAGGAUGUUUUUCUAGAGAUGUAAUAUGGCUACAGAUGAUGAUGAUCUGCCCCUCAGGGAUCAGUGUAGUUCUCAAGAAGAGGAUGGGGAAGAUUAAGAUUGGGACUGAGACUUUGCCUUUAUCUUUCAUGACCUGAAGAAUUGAACAAUUAUUUAUUGAAAAAAUUGGCAUGUAACAGAGAAUCCCAUUUGUGUUAAUUAUAUAUAAAUACAUUGUAAGUUGUUAUUGAUGUGCCUUUGUUAACUCUGUAAUAAAUGCGUGUGUUUAGUUCA
Marmota monax (woodchuck) is the source of this 12777-nucleotide messenger RNA. RefSeq names its product muscleblind like splicing regulator 3 (gene Mbnl3). The transcript has 9 exons. The record is from RefSeq and is a predicted model, not a curated record. NCBI's taxonomy places the organism in Eukaryota, Metazoa, Chordata, Mammalia, Rodentia, Sciuridae. Gene Ontology annotation, molecular function: metal ion binding. Bases 910 to 2013 code for a protein of 367 amino acids.